This is a messenger RNA of Xiphias gladius (swordfish), 2972 nucleotides long. It is a transcript of the gene abracl, whose product is annotated as ABRA C-terminal like. NCBI's taxonomy places the organism in Eukaryota, Metazoa, Chordata, Actinopteri, Istiophoriformes, Xiphiidae. The record is from RefSeq and is a predicted model, not a curated record. Bases 147 to 392 code for a protein of 81 amino acids. Gene Ontology annotation, biological process: regulation of actin filament-based process. The transcript is spliced from 3 exons.
UCGAUCAUUCGAUUUACCAAAAGUUGAGUGGUGGUAAUUUCCGAGCGGACCCUGAACGCGGCAACAUUAUAUGCCGGUGGUGCCGAUUUGUCAGAAAAGUCGUCCAUCGCCUCAUUACAAGCAAGAGGAAUUAGAGGAAACGAGCAAUGGACGUCCCACACGAAAUAAAUCUGCUGGUGCAGGAGAUUCAGCGACUCGGCAGUAAAAAUGCUGACGGUCAAACCAGCGUGAAAUUUGGGGUGUUGUUUAAUGACGACCGUUGUGCCAAUAUCUUCGAAGCGUUGGUGGGCACCCUGAAGGCUGCCAAGAAGAAGAAGGUGGUCGCCUUCCAGGGCGAGUUGCUUCUUCAGGGCGUCCAUGACAACGUUGAUAUCGUCCUGCUCCAAGAAUGAGAGACACAUACGGACCAGACAGCCUUCCAACAAAUGCGGGUCUCACUGAGUGCAUCAAAUCUCUUUUUGAUACACUUUUAAGACUACAAACACACACAUCAGGAAUGUAAUUAUUUGUGUAACACAUUCAUUUGGGUAUUUUUUUUUUUUGUUCAUUUUUGGGAAAAUGACAGGAUAUGGUAAUUAUCACAACCAAAUGCCUCUCUUGAUGGUAUCGGUGUCAUGAUAACAGACACACAGGACAAGAUACUGGUUAGAUUUAGCAACUUUAACAGGCUUCUUCUUCAAAGGUUUAACUGGAGCACUCUGAUCUUCACAAAAUAGUCUGUGACAGAUACUUGUUUUUAAAGCUGCGUUAGCAAAUUCUCCCUUUAUCAGCCUCAAGUGACAGUGGGAGUUACAGUAACACCUCAUUGCCCAAAAAAUUAUGUAUUGUAAUGAGUAUUUUCUUUACAUAUUAAUCUAGUGCGGCUUUAAAACAGUGUAUUGCGCGUGUCCACCAACAGUGUCUCCAAAUGGCCAUUCCAUUUUUUCGUUUACAUGAGCCAUUUAUACUACCUCUUGUGGACUUUUUAAAAAGACCUUAUUAGACCAGUGCUUUUGGAAAUAUAAGAACAAUUCCUUCAUAGAAACUACAAAGACAAGUGCAAGUGCAUUUUAAGAAAGUGUUUCGCACCUUUUGUACUCAUUGCAGUGUCCAAGAAUAUUUUAUACGUGGUCAAUAGUGAAUUUCUCCGCUAAACGAACUCCAAAACUGGCCUUUUCAUAACAAACGGUUGAUGAGCAAACAACGAAUGUAUUUCUCGUGCAAUUUCUAUUGAUGUAUCAUUACAGGAUGAUUGGUGCCAAAUGCAAAAGAUGAAUUUGUAAUGAUUCUCAGGACCAAAUCAACACAACCAAAAUUGGUUAAGUAACUGUCCUAUGGCUUAAAUUAGGUGUCUUACUUGUGACACAAGAUGUGCAUUUAUAGAUUUAUUAGUUGUUUUUUGUUUGUUUUUGGGGGUUUUUUAAGUACUUUUUCUGUACUGUAGGUCCAAUGAAACUUGCAGAUCAGGUGUGACCACUUUGCCCGGUUCCCCACAAACUCAAAAACUCAUCACUUGCAAAGUUUUAAGCAAAAAUAUCCAAAAAUCCAAAUUAUCAUUGCUCGGUUUGGAGGCCCAAAGUGGUCAAAAUUAAAUAAAUAAAUAAGACAUUAUGAAAUAAUCAUAUGAAUUAACACAGACAAUAUAUGUAAUAAAACAAGAAAUUGUAAAAUAAUCCAAUGUAGUUUUUAACUCAUCUCAGAAAUAUGACAUGUUGUUUUAUCCUGCUUCUUUUCACAGUAACAUUUCAUGUCGUUUUUAUUUAAUUCCAGCAGUUUUUAUUUCAAAAUGUCCCCUGUUUUAAAGGCUAUUUCUAUUUCAAAAUGAUCUUUUUCCAAGUGACCAUUUAAUAUCAGAGUGCCACUUUUCAUUUAGUACAGUAUUUGCCAGUCUCUUAAGACAAAAUGGACAAAAAUAAAAACUGCUGAAAUAAAAUGUAAAAAUAACCUUUAUUUUGAAAAGCAUUUCAUAUUGAGUUUAAAAAUCUAUUGGAUUAUUUCACGUUUCAUAUUUUAUAUAUAUUUGCUACUGUAAUUUAUUGAAUAAUAUCUAAUUUAUUUAUUUAAUUUUGACCAUUUGGGGUUUCCAUGGCUUUGGGAACUGUAACAUAUACAAGAGGGACCAACAAUCAGUGUUUUUCUUGAGUGUUACAUCCACUUGGCAACUGUUGAUCUCAUCGACAUAAUAUCAAACUUUCUUUUCUAUUUCUGAAUACGUACUGGGCCUUGGUCGUGUUACCAGCCACACAUCAGGCAAUUGUUUGCCUCCCGCAGCGAUAAGAGGCAAGUUAGCAACUUGUGAAACGACGCCUGAACGCCUGGUCUGCAAGGUUUCUGAGACCCAUUUCACAUUCACUGCUGUUGUAUCAACCUCGCUAAAUCUUUUGGGUUCAGGUGUUGAUUUUUUUGAUGAAGUUUGACUUGAAAUAUUUUUUCUAAACAGUAUAAGAGACCAUUCACUUGCUUCAUGGUUGCUCUCUAAACGGCGUCCGUUGGAUGGAUGGGACCAAAACAUUUGCCGAAAUCAAGAGAGCGAGCUUACUUGUAACCUAAUUAUGAAUGAAACUGAAACGUAGCCUGGAAAAUAAAAGAUCGGUCACGUGAAAUAUAUACUUCAUGAGUAAACUAAUGGGCUAAGUAGAAGUCCGUAAAAGUUGUGGAAAUAAUGGAGAAAAGCAAGAGAGGGGAAGAAAACGUGCUGCUGGCAUCACUGUCAUUUUGGAUUUUAAGAUCUGUGUGUCUCACUGGUGUGAGUUUCAGAUGGCUUUCCACAAGUUCAAAUUAGAAGUCAGCAUUUAGCAAGAGGAGAAAGUUAAGAUCAGAGCAGUGCCAAUACCUCGAGCCAUUUCUGUGAACUAAUGGGAUGCCUGCAUGAUGUGUUCAAGUGCGUCAUCACUGUCUUUUGUAUUGGCAAUAACAGAUUCCUAAAAGAAUAAAGGUGUCUGUUACUGUUGAAUACACUCCGAAGAAUAAAAACUUUACACUUUAAGCCUUCA